AAGACUGAAGGAAAUAAAAUGUAAAAAAUGUAUAUGGUGAAAGUGAAGUUCAUUUUGCUCAACUAACAUAAUAGAAAACUAUUUUGAAUGAUUUCUUAGGGUGAAGGUCCCCUUUAACUAUGAGGUUUAAUAUAUGAUCCUUGGCCACUUUCUUCUCUAAAUUGAAACUGAUCUUUCGGGAGAUACAUGAGUUUUAUCUGUAGCCAGGCAUGGGGCUUUAAAAAACAUAUUUAAUUUCAAAUAUCAUUAGUUACUAUGCAUUUUCAUUAUAUCUUUUUUGUUUCAUGUAAUACCAUUGUACAGACAGUGACCAGAUAUGACCACAUGCCACUGAGUGUGUCAAUUUACAGCCCAAUUCCCCGUGCCCCAACUAUGAAACUGAACUGCUGCUGCUUAAAUGUAUUCAAUCCAACUUCCCCUGAAACCUCCCCAUGUGCACUUACUAUAAUCUCCCCCUGGCAUCUGUCCUCCCACUCCCCAGCCUACACCCUCCAGGCCAGUCACAGCUCUGGCACUUGCACCCAUGGCUACUGACCGCAAGACACACACUGUCCCCCCUGUCAAAAAUGUCAUUGCAGGAGGUGUAGGAGGAAUGUGCCUCAUACUGGCUGGUCAGCCCCUGGACACCAUCAAGGUUAAUCUGCAGACUCAGCUCUCGCCUGCCCUGGGGAAGCGGCCUCUGUAUAACAGCACCCUGCACUGCUUCAGCAAGAUUGUGGCACAAGAGGGUAUCCGAGGCCUAUAUAAAGGGAUGGGCGCUCCGCUGGCAGUGAUCACUCCUAUCAUGUCUAUAACAUUCCUGGCCUUUGGUCUGGGGAAGAACCUCCAGCAGCCAGGCCCAGAUGGCAGUUUGAGGCCCCCGCAGGUGUUUAUAGCUGGAAUGUUGGCUGGGCUGAGCAGUACAAUUCUCAUGGCUCCAGGGGAGAGGAUCAAGUGUCUAUUACAGGUAACUUCUCACCAGCACAUACACAUAUAGAGAAAUAAUACAUAAGAGUAACCUGCAAUGUUUUGCGCAAACAGUCCUUCCUCGGGUCUAUGAGCGUAAGAAAUGAGUUCUAGUAGCAUCAGUUAAUUAUACAGAACAAUGAGCGUAAGA
This is a messenger RNA of Xenopus laevis (African clawed frog), 1096 nucleotides long. Its product is annotated as mitochondrial carnitine/acylcarnitine carrier protein-like. NCBI's taxonomy places the organism in Eukaryota, Metazoa, Chordata, Amphibia, Anura, Pipidae. The coding region runs from base 524 to 976 and encodes 150 amino acids. The record is from RefSeq and is a predicted model, not a curated record. The transcript has 4 exons.